UGCUUUAGUCGUGCUCUCAUCAUCAAAGCAUCAUUCUCACUUAGUCUCUCUUUCAAUACAAUCCAUUUGCCCAAACACUCAUUUGUCUCCGCAACUAACACGUUCAAAAUGCGCGCCACCACUCUCACCGCUGUUUUCGCCUCCUCCCUUAUUACGGCUGUUGCCGCUGUUCCUCAGGGCUUCAGCUGCAAGUCCGAGGGCUUCUGCACCUACAGCGACCCCAACUGCAACUUCUGCCUUAACAUCGACGCUGCUGCCAAGAUCAAGGUCUGCCAGGCCAUUGACCCCACCUACAAGAGCGCCCCCGGCGACAUCACCCGCGGCCCCUCGGGAGCUGACUUCCAGUGCGUGGUUACUUGCUGCCACUAAGCGAGGGAUGUCAUUUAGAGUUCACGAUGCAUCGUCUAGCUUAUCUGGAGCGCAUCUAGCUUAGAUAGAUUGCAUACAAAGCCAAAGACGAAUAAACGUUGAUUCAAUCGCCCUUUUCAUGUCAUCAUCUCCUUUGAAUCUGAUGCUCAUUACCAAGCGAAGUUUUUCUUUGUCAGGGGUUUCAAUACCAUCUCGGUUUGCUAAAAAAAAAAAAAAAAAAUAAAGCUCCAGCAACGUAGAUCGCGGCGCAUUCUGUGAAGGCUGUCCGAGUAAGACGGCGCCUACGCUCCCCGAAGUAGGCAAG
Colletotrichum godetiae is the source of this 673-nucleotide messenger RNA. RefSeq lists its product as uncharacterized. The record is from RefSeq and is a predicted model, not a curated record. The transcript is spliced from 3 exons. Bases 109 to 369 code for a protein of 86 amino acids. NCBI's taxonomy places the organism in Eukaryota, Fungi, Ascomycota, Sordariomycetes, Glomerellales, Glomerellaceae.